GCGUGGCGGACGAUCCGUGACGUGACGCUACGUACGCUUUAUCAGGAGUCUUCCCGCGCGGCGCCCUUCCCAGUCUCUCGGCUUCUUGGCGGUAGCUGUCUCUUCGGCCUUUUACUUAAAUUCCAGGACUUGAAUUUACCGCCAUGUCCUCUGAAGAAGGGAAGCUCUUCGUGGGAGGGCUCAACUUCAACACUGAUGAGCAGGCUCUGGAAGACCACUUCAGCAGCUUCGGACCUAUUUCUGAGGUGGUUGUUGUCAAGGACCGGGAGACUCAGCGAUCCCGGGGUUUUGGCUUCAUCACCUUCACCAAUCCAGAGCAUGCCUCAGAUGCCAUGAGAGCCAUGAAUGGAGAGUCUCUGGACGGUCGUCAGAUCCGUGUAGACCACGCGGGCAAGUCGGCCCGGGGAACAAGAGGGGGUGCCUUUGGGGCCUAUGGGCGUGGUCGCAGCUACUCUAGAGGUGGUGGGGACCAGGGCUAUGGAAGUGGCAGGUAUGACAGCCGACCUGGAGGAUAUGGAUAUGGAUAUGGAAGGUCCAGAGACUAUGGCGGCAGAAGCCAGGGUGGUUAUGACCGCUACUCAGGAGGAAAUUACAGGGAUAAUUAUGACAACUGAGAUGAGGCAUGCACACCUAAUGUAGAUACACAAGGAAUAAAACUUCUUCUGAUCCAGGACCAUCCCUCCAAAUGGCUGUAUUUAUAAAGAUUUUUGGAGCUGCACUGAAACAUCUGUUUUAGUUACAUCAAUUUUUUUUUUGAGUAGAGCUCCCAAGGUAGCUUGUUAAAGACCUUUCAGAAAGUUCCAUGUGUUUUUUUUAAAUUUUUCUCCCAUUUAAAGACAAAUUCUGAGACAUUGUGGAGUCUGGAUAUUUUUUCCUUUUUUACCAGUUUUUUAGUUCGGGCUCUCAGGAAUGUUGGUUCUGGCAAAAAAUGUUUGGCCAGACUGAUUUUUUUAAAUAAUGUGCAUCUAGGAACAUUUUAAACACCUGUACACAAUGUUUAAUCGUGAUUAGGAAGCAAUUUCUGACUGUAACUAUAAGAAAUGAAGAACAUGAUUACUUAGAGGUGUUUUUUACUCCAGAUCUCUGCCUUGAUUAUAUAGAAGUUUCUUAAAAAUAUUUGUGUGUCAUUUUUUUUUAAUACUGGAAGAAAAAAAUAUUCUGUUGUGUUUCAUGUAGCGUUUAGGAUGUCUUUCACCGAGUUGAUUAAAAAGAUGAAACCUGAAAACAAAUCGA
Balaenoptera acutorostrata (minke whale) is the source of this 1233-nucleotide messenger RNA. RefSeq names its product RNA binding motif protein 3 (gene RBM3). The coding region runs from base 144 to 614 and encodes 156 amino acids. Gene Ontology annotation, biological process: regulation of translation; positive regulation of mRNA splicing, via spliceosome. The transcript is spliced from 7 exons. The record is from RefSeq and is a predicted model, not a curated record. Lineage: Eukaryota; Metazoa; Chordata; Mammalia; Artiodactyla; Balaenopteridae. Gene Ontology annotation, molecular function: ribosomal large subunit binding; RNA binding. Gene Ontology annotation, cellular component: spliceosomal complex.